AUGGAUAUCCGCAACAACCUGACCAGGCUGAACAUGCUGGAGAACUGCACUGUGAUCGAGGGCCACUUGCAGAUCCUGCUCAUGUUCAAAACCAAGCCCGAAGAUUUCCGUGAGCUCAGCUUCCCCAAGCUGACCAUGAUCACAGACUACCUGCUGCUGUUCCGUGUGUACGGCCUGGAGAGCUUGAAGGGCCUCUUCCCCAACCUCACUGUGAUCAGAGGGACUCACCUGUUCUUCAACUACGCCCUGGUGAUCUUUGAGAUGGUUCACCUGAAGGAGAUUGGCCUCUACAACCUGAUGAACAUCACCCGGGGCGCCGUGCGCAUUGAGAAGAACAACGAGCUCUGCUACCUGUCCACAAUCGACUGGUCCAGGAUUUUGGAUUCUGUAGAAGACAAUUACAUUGUGGCCAACAAGGAUGACAAAGAAGAGUGUGGAGAUGUGUGCCCAGGCACCGUGAAAGGGAAGAGCAACUGUCCCCCCACGGUGAUAAAUGGGAUUUUCAUCGAGCGCUGCUGGACACAUGAUCGCUGCCAGAGAGUGUGCCCCCCCGCCUGCAAGUCCCAGGGCUGCACCUCUGACGGGCAGUGCUGUCACAGCGAGUGCCUGGGUGACUGCACGGAGCCCAACGACCCCGGGCGCUGCGUGGCCUGCCGGAACUUCUACCUGGAUGGGAGGUGUGUGGAGACCUGCCCCCCCGGGCACUACCGCUUCGAGGGCUGGCGCUGCGUCACCUUCAGCUUCUGCCAGGAGCUGCACAACAAGUGCAAGAACGCCCGGGAGUCGGGGUGCCACGUCAUCCACAACAACGAGUGUGUGCACGAGUGCCCCUCGGGAUACAUCAUGAACUCCAGCAACCUGCACUGCACGCCCUGUGCAGGGCCCUGCCCCAAGGUGUGUGACUUUGGCAAGGAGAAGACGAUUGACUCGGUGACGUCGGCGCAGGAGCUGCGGGGCUGCACGGUGGUGAACGGCAGCCUGGUCAUCAACAUCCGAGGGGGAAAUAACAUAGCAGCUGAGCUGGAAGCAAACCUUGGCUUGAUAGAAGAAAUCUCAGGUUACCUGAAAAUUCGCCGCUCUUAUGCCUUGGUUUCUCUCUCUUUUUUUCGGAAACUCCAUCUGAUUAGAGGAGAGACACUUGAAGCUGGGAAUUAUUCUUUUUAUGCCUUGGACAACCAGAAUCUUCGCCAGCUCUGGGAUUGGAGCAAACACAACCUCACUAUUGCACGGGGCAAACUCUUCUUCCAUUACAAUCCCAAGCUGUGCUUGUCAGAAAUCCACAAGAUGGAAGAGAUCUCCGGGACUAAGGGGCGUCAGGAGAGGAAUGACAUAGCCCUGAAGACCAACGGGGACCAAGCCUCGUGUGAAAACGAACUGCUGAAAUUUUCUUCCAUUAGGACUUCUCAUGACAAGAUCCUGCUGAAGUGGGAGCCCUACUGGCCCCCAGAUUUCCGUGACCUCCUGGGCUUUAUGCUGUUCUACAAGGAGGCUCCCUACCAAAAUGUGACGGAAUUCGAUGGCCAGGACGCCUGUGGCUCCAACAGCUGGACAGUUGUGGAUGUUGACCCCCCACCACGCUCAAACGAGCCCAAAGCCCAGGCCCAGCCAGGGUGGCUCCUGAGGGGCCUGAAGCCCUGGACACAGUAUGCAGUGUUUGUGAAAACCCUGGUCACCUUCUCGGACGAGCGGCGGACGUACGGCGCCAAGAGCGAGAUCAUCUACGUGCAGACCAACGCCACGGUUCCGUCGGUCCCGUUGGAUCCAAUAUCUGUCUCCAACUCCUCCUCCCAAAUCAUCCUCAAGUGGAAGCCCCCCUCGGAGCCCAACGGGAACAUCACACACUACCUGGUGUACUGGCAGGAGCAGGCAGAGGACAGUGAGCUCUAUGAACUCGAUUACUGCCUGAAAGGAUUAAAGCUGCCCUCAAGGACGUGGUCUCCUCCUUUUGAAUCUGAAGACCCUCAGAAGUAUAAUCAGAGUGAAGCUGAGGAUGUCAGUGGGGAAUGUUGUUCCUGUCCUAAAACAGACUCCCAGAUCCAGAAGGAACUGGAGGAGUCUGCUUUCCGCAAGACCUUCGAGAAUUAUCUCCACAAUGAGGUUUUUGUGCCCAGGCCAUCAAGAAAACGAAGAGACCUCGGCUCUGUGGCAAACUCCACCGUGGUGUUGCCCACCAUCCCAUCCUCUCCCAACAAUUCAGCAGCAGCUGAGGGUGCAGAGGAGCAGAAACCUUUUGAGAAAGUGAUGUUCAAGGAGUCCCUGGUGAUCUCAGGGCUGCGACACUUCACUGGGUACCGCAUCGAGCUGCAUGCCUGCAACCACGAUGCCCAGGAGUCCCGCUGCAGCGUGGCAGCUUAUGUCAGUGCCAGGACCAUGCCAGAAGCUAAGGCUGAUGACAUCGUUGGCCCAGUUUCCCAUGAGCUGGUGGAAAAGAACACUGUGCAUCUGAAGUGGCAGGAGCCAAAGGAGCCCAACGGGCUCAUCGUGCUCUACGAGGUGAACUACGGGCGGCUUGGGGAGACAGAGGAAGCCCAUUUCUGUGUGUCCCGCAAGCACUUUGCCAGCGAGAGUGGCUGCAAGCUCCGGGGGCUCCAGCCUGGCAACUACAGCGUGCGGAUCCGGGCCACCUCCCUGGCUGGAAACGGCUCCUGGACAGAACCCACCUACUUUUACGUGGCUGAUUAUUUGAAUGCUCAGCCAAAUAUUGCUGUUAUCAUUGUUCCAAUUAUUUUUGCCAUAAUAAUUGCUGGAAUUAUUGGAGCUGCUUAUGUGCUUGUGAAAAAGAGACAAACCGAAGGACCAACGGGACCCCUGUAUGCAUCCUCCAACCCUGAGUACAUCAGUGCCAGUGAUGCUCAGAACUGUUCCCUGUGCCCAACAGUUUAUGUCCCUGACGAAUGGGAGGUGCCACGGGACAAGAUCACCCUCCUGAGGGAGCUGGGCCAGGGCUCCUUCGGGAUGGUGUACGAGGGCAUCGCCAAGGACAUCGUGAAGGGAGAGCCCGAGACGCGCGUGGCCGUGAAGACGGUGAACGAGUCCGCCAGCCUGCGCGAGCGCAUCGAGUUCCUCAACGAGGCCUCUGUGAUGAAAGGCUUCAGCUGCCAUCAUGUGGUUCGCCUCCUCGGAGUGGUCUCCAAGGGACAGCCCACUCUGGUGGUCAUGGAGCUGAUGGCACAUGGGGACCUGAAAAGUUACCUGCGCUCUUUGAGACCUGAAGCUGAGAAUAACCCCGGGCGGCCGCCGCCGACGCUGAGGGAGAUGAUCCAGAUGGCGGCGGAGAUCGCCGAUGGCAUGGCCUACCUGAACGCCAAGAAGUUCGUGCACAGGGACCUGGCAGCUCGCAACUGCAUGGUGGCAGAGGACUUCACUGUGAAAAUCGGGGACUUUGGGAUGACCAGGGACAUCUACGAGACGGAUUAUUACCGCAAGGGAGGCAAAGGGCUGCUGCCCGUGCGCUGGAUGGCCCCGGAGUCGCUGAAGGAUGGGGUGUUCACCACCUACUCUGACGUCUGGUCAUUCGGUGUUGUCCUUUGGGAAAUAAGCAGCUUGGCGGAGCAGCCGUACCAGGGACUCUCCAAUGAACAGGUGCUAAAGUUUGUCAUGGAUGGAGGAUACCUGGAUCAGCCAGACAACUGCCCGGAGAGGCUGCACAACCUGAUGCAGAUGUGCUGGCAGUACAACCCGAAGAUGCGCCCCACCUUCAUUGAGAUCAUCGAGAUGCUGAAGGAGGACUUGGACCCCAGCUUCCAGGAGGUCUCCUUCUUCUACAGCGAGGAGAACAAACCUCUGGAGACAGAGGAGUAUGAGAUGGACUUUGAGAACAUGGAGAGCAUUCCCCUCGACCCCUCCUCAUACUCACAGAGGGACAAAGUGCUGGGGAGGGACAAUGGACCCUCCAUGGCCCUCAAGGGCAACUAUGAGGAGCACAUCCCUUACACUCACAUGAACGGUGGCAAGAAAAACGGGCGGAUUCUCUCCAUGCCCAGGUCAAGUCCUUCCUAACACUUCCUGUUUGGCCCAAGGGUUGUGUCUGCUUUUUUCCCCCUCCACCAAUCUCAGGACUCUUGUUAUUGCUGCCACAGUGUAUGACACACAUCUACGAACUCUUCAGAUUUUUAAUCAUCUUAUGAUUUUUUUAUUUUUUUUGCCAAGUUGACUGGCUGUCAGUGGACUUAUCUGUGAACAUAAAUGGAAGAGGUUUCCAUGGCUGCUGUCCCUUCUGUAACCAUGGUUUCACAACAGGAAGCAACCGUGUGAGUUCAACUGAAGGAGAAGCAUCCGCCUUUGCCAGCAGAAGACGUGAAGUUUUCUGGUGCCUGAGCUCCAGCCCAGCAGAGCAUUUCCAGUAGAAUUCCAGGCUUUCAGGCAGGCUCUCCACUACAGCUGAAGGAUUCAGCACAUCAGUCGGACGCGCCAGAUCCUCAGAUUGACCAAUAGCUGCUGCUUUCAUACUUUGUUUUUGAGAGAUGGAACCCCCGGAGUGCGUGGGGGUGUGUGCGUUUGUGUGUGUGUGUGUGUGUGUGUGUGUGUGUGUGUGUGUCUGCAGUAUCAACAUGUGGGGUACCCUAGAGCAAAAGAGACACUUCUGGUUUUGUACACAACUUACAGCGCUUUCAGGCACAUGGUGGGAUUCUCGGGGUGUCCUGCACAGGGCCAGGAGUUGGAUUUGAUGAUCCUGGUGGGUCUCUUCCAACUCAGCAUACUCUAUGAUUCUCUGUUCUCACAGGAGCUUUCCUCUUCUUGGAAGUGUGUACUUAUCUUUUUUCCCCAUUUCCCUGGAGGGACUGAGUCCUAAACAGAUUAUUUUUAUACUGAGGACUCUUGGGAGCAGGUUUUCUCUCAUUAACAAAUGAAGAAAACUUGCUGGGAGCUACAUGAGCAGAACUCUGAGAUUUGUGGGUACUUUCAAGACCAAACGAAGUAGGAGUCCCCUGACCUGAGACACGGAGUUUUCUGUCCU
Cinclus cinclus is the source of this 4957-nucleotide messenger RNA. RefSeq names its product insulin receptor (gene INSR). Bases 1 to 3999 code for a protein of 1332 amino acids. Gene Ontology annotation, biological process: positive regulation of kinase activity; multicellular organism development; positive regulation of MAPK cascade. Lineage: Eukaryota; Metazoa; Chordata; Aves; Passeriformes; Cinclidae. The transcript has 20 exons. Gene Ontology annotation, molecular function: ATP binding; phosphatidylinositol 3-kinase binding; insulin receptor activity. Gene Ontology annotation, cellular component: axon; membrane; insulin receptor complex. The record is from RefSeq and is a predicted model, not a curated record.